AUGGAGCUUCCACAGAAGAAGUUUUAUCGGCAAAGAGCUCAUUCCAACCCUCUUGCAGAUCACACUUUCGAUUACCCGACAGAUCCAAGCUCCAUGGACUGGAGCAAGCAUUAUCCAAGCUACAAAGGAGAUAAAGUUCGCUUCCUGGACAUAGGCUGUGGAUAUGGAGGCCUACUGGUGUCUCUGGCUCCACUCUAUCCCUCCACUCUCAUGCUAGGACUGGAGAUUCGCGUCAAAGUAUCAGACUAUGUCCAAGAUCGCAUCCAAGCAUUGCAACACAACGAACCGAACACCUACAGCAACAUAGCCGUGCUGAGAACUAAUGCCAUGAAGUACCUGCCAAACUUUUUCGAGAAGGGACAACUGACUAAAAUGUUUUUCCUUUUUCCUGACCCUCAUUUCAAGAAAACGAAACACAAGUGGAGAAUUAUAAACAGUUCACUAUUGGCUGAGUAUGCCUACCUAUUGCAGGAGGGUGGUAUAGUGUACACUGCUACUGAUGUGGAGGACCUUCAUGAAUGGAUGGUGGAGCGUUUGUCCAGCUUCCCCCUGUUUGAACGCCUCUCGCCAUCGGAGGAGUGCAGUGACCCUGUGGUGCCACUGCUGAGUGAGAGCACUGAGGAGAGUAAGAAGGUCGCUCGCUCAGGGGGUAAGGCGUACAUCGCAUGCUUCAGGAGAACUGCAGACCCCCAAAACACUCUGUCUUAAUAACUAUGCUCAUGUAUAAUUUUUUUUAAUUCUCUUGUGCUAAUUUAGAUGACCAGUAAAUUAUUGUGAUCACUUGUACAUGUAAUAUAAUUAUAAUCAAUUAAUUUAUGCUGACAACAAUACAGUUAAAUGUAACAUGAAUAUGAACGAUUUUAUGAUGGCAA
Molecule: messenger RNA, 872 nt
Organism: Halichondria panicea
Lineage: Eukaryota; Metazoa; Porifera; Demospongiae; Suberitida; Halichondriidae
Product: tRNA (guanine-N(7)-)-methyltransferase-like
Exons: 2
Coding region: 1-708 (235 amino acids)
Biological process (GO): RNA (guanine-N7)-methylation; tRNA methylation
Cellular component (GO): tRNA methyltransferase complex
Molecular function (GO): tRNA (guanine(46)-N7)-methyltransferase activity
Source: RefSeq, a predicted model, not a curated record